Messenger RNA from Mytilus trossulus (common blue mussel), 2921 nucleotides. Its product is annotated as protein O-mannosyl-transferase TMTC1-like. Bases 66 to 2669 code for a protein of 867 amino acids. NCBI's taxonomy places the organism in Eukaryota, Metazoa, Mollusca, Bivalvia, Mytilida, Mytilidae. Gene Ontology annotation, molecular function: protein binding. The record is from RefSeq and is a predicted model, not a curated record. The transcript is spliced from 18 exons.
GAUAUUAUGACAGAUUUGAAGGAUAACGACAUCUUGUCUUCUUAAUAUUUCCUUGUUCAAGUAUAAUGGAAGUUAACAAUAAUUACAUUAAAAAUCAUGUAAAUUAUAGAUUUAUUGGAUUGGAUCAAAGUAAGAAAUAUAUGAAUGAAGUUUUAACGUUACUUGUGGCUUGUGUGUCUUUUAUAAAUGGUCUUCAUGGAGAUUUUUUACAUGAUGAUAUAUUUGCAAUAAAACAUAAUGCUGAUGUGACAGGACACAAUCCAAUUCUUAAAACAUUCUGCAAUGAUUUCUGGGGUAAAUCAAUGUCGGAUAAUACCAGCCAUAAAUCAUACAGACCUUUAACAAUAUUAUCAUUCAGAUUGAACUACCUUGUGAAUGGCCAUGAACCAUUAUAUUUCCACCUUGUAAAUGUAGUUCUCCAUGCGUUAGUGACCAGUUUAUUUACAUGGACUUGUCAGUAUGUUUUGUAUCUGUCUCCUCAGUGUUCACUGCUGGCAGGACUGUUGUUUGCUGUUCAUCCUGGUCACGUAGAAGCAGUGACAGGAUUAGUUGGCAGAGCAGAAGUCCUAUCAGCUUUAUGUUUUAUGUUUUGUUUUAUAUUGUACGCCAAAAAUCUACGCACUUGUAAGAAGGAACAGUUUGCCCAUGUAGAAAAUGUUCCUAUUUUUCUGGUCAGCAUAGUUUGUGGUAUCCUGGCCAUGUUGUGCAAAGAACAGGGUAUUAUGGUUCUACCUGUUUGUAUGUUGUAUGAUGUAUUUAUAUGUUGUAAACCAGGAGUAAUACAAUGUCUCAGAGAUAAGAAUCUCUCCAAAGAUUGUCUUCCAUUAGUAAAGCGUUUGUUAGUCACUACAGUAAUUAUAUUUUGCUUGUUAUUGUUUAGAUGGUGGAUUAUGAAUGGGCAGCUACCAUUAUUUCAACAUCAAGAUAAUCCAGCCUCAUUUUCACCUUAUCUAGUCACAAGAUGUCUCAGUUAUCCAUAUAUAUGGUUUUACAACACUUUUAUUUUGCUGUUACCAUCUACACUAUGCUACGAUUGGCAAGUAGGAAGCAUUCCAUUGGUCGAAACUAUUUUGGACCCUCGUAACUUAGCAACAUUGUUUCUGUUAACGGUUACGACUCUUUUUGCUUUAAAAUGGAUCUCUAGUUUUAAGAAAUCUAACUCUUUCCAUCAUCCAGAUGUAAUCUUCAUUAUUUUUAUUUUCUCCAUCUUGCCAUUUAUACCAGCCUCUAACCUGAUAUUUAGGGUAGGAUUUGUGAUAGCGGAGAGAACUCUAUAUAUACCAAGUACUGGUUAUUGUAUACUGGUAGCUCAUGGGAUAUGUUUGUUAGUUGAAAGAUUUUUUAAAUAUCGACAUUUCAUCGUAGCAGUAACAUUAUUUCUUCUGAUAUUGUUAUUAUGCAAAACAUGGACACAGAACAAAGUCUGGAAUUCUAGAGAAACUCUUUUUAAAUCAGGUGUGAGAAAACUGCCAAAUAAUGCCAAAGUUCAUUAUAAUUACGCAAAUUUGUUGAAAGAUAAAGGACACAUAGAAGACGCCAUCCAUGAAUAUCGGUUGGCUAUUAGAUUGUAUCCAGAUCAUGCCAGUUCCCAUAACAACCUCGGUACAAUACUAAACAAUACAACCGAAGCCAUAUACCAUUUUGAUAAAGCUUUGAAGAUUCUGCCACAUCACCAGGGAGCUCUUAUUAACCUCGGAGCACGAAAAUUCAAACUUGGAAAUCAAGAAGACAGUGUAAGGAUGUUACAAAAGGCUGUUGAAAUAGACCCACAUAAUGUAGAGGGUUUAAUGACAUUGGGUAGUAUGAUGGCUGAACUGAACAGAUGGAAAGAAGCAGAACAUCUCUAUAGUAGAGCCAUUACAGAAAAGCCAGAUUUUGCUGAAGUUUAUCAUAAUUAUGGAACGUAUUUACAUUUGAAAGGUGAUAUUGAAGAGGCAGUUCAUUACUACCAACUUGCAUAUUCACUGGACUCUCAACUUUCUGUUUCUAUGGUGAAUGCAGCAAGAGGUUUACGUCAGAUAGGGAGGCUGAAUGAGGCAGUGUCAAUUCUUGAUCGGGCAUUGUUGUUGGGUAGAAGUUCCGACGCACUUGAUAUGUUAGGACUCGUUUACUAUCAAAUGGGGAGAUAUUCGGAAUCUGUCCGUUUGUUUGAGGAAAUCCUUGGAAACAAUCCAAACAAUACAGAUGUAAUGACUCAUUAUGCACAAGUUGUAGCAAACAAUGGUGACGUCAUAAAGGCUGAGCAUAUACUACACGACGUUUUACACCGCAGUCCUAAUCAUACAGAAGCUUUACACUUUCUGGCAAACGUUCUUGGGCAACUGCAGCGACACCAAGAGGCACUUGUGUAUUUGGAGCAAGCCAUUACCUUACAAGAACAUUCAGGGGACAACGGCGAACUGGAAAACAUGUAUUUCCAGCAUGGUAACCAUCUGAAAGAUUUAAAGCAUUAUGACGAAGCACUUAUUAGUUACCAGAAAACAAUCAAACUGAAUCCGAAAAAAACGAAGGCACUUUUGAAUUUAGGUGCUAUAUUUCACUUAAAGGGUGAUUUUCAACUGGCAGUCAGAUAUUAUGAAGAAGUAACACGAAUUGAACCAAACAAUAAAAUUGCAUUAAAAAAUAUGGAAAAAUUGCAGAAUAUUGGGAUAAAUAGUCAAGUUACAUGAUUGAAGAAAAAAUGCAUCAUAUCAUCAGUAUCUCUCAAUCUUAUUAAUGAGGCUAGAGAAAACAAAUGGUUCCUUCCAUCCAAUCUCAAUUUAUCAACUACAGCAUUUUGAAGAGGUUAUUCUACUUACUAGGGCUUUAUUGUUUAUUUAUUAGUAUUAUCAUUUUAUUGACAGAUUUCUAUUUUAUUGUUAUUGUUGUUUUAUAAGUUUUAUAUAAAUGGUGCUUUACUGAUUAAAUUUUGUUAAAAACAG